This is a messenger RNA of Caenorhabditis remanei, 855 nucleotides long. RefSeq lists its product as uncharacterized. The transcript has 2 exons. NCBI's taxonomy places the organism in Eukaryota, Metazoa, Nematoda, Chromadorea, Rhabditida, Rhabditidae. The coding region runs from base 1 to 855 and encodes 284 amino acids. The record is from RefSeq and is a predicted model, not a curated record.
AUGGAUAACUUGAGUGAAAAAAUGAAAUUUUCGGGCAUCCAGGUUUUCAGUCUAUUUUCUCUAAUAUCUGGUUGUUUUUCGUCUAUUUUCUCACAACUACACACCAGAAAUGGCGGAUCUCAAUGCACAACUCCAGUUGACCAAUCGAUUCGAUCUGUAGAUAGUUCCCGACUCGUGCAUCCGAAUGAAUGCCUCUGUGACAGCACGACACAUCUUCGGAUCCAUCGUGAACACAGCUCGAUCCCAGUCGACAGACGCUCCCAACUUGCGGAAUUGAUCAUAGAUGACGUCUCCCUUCUCGUUCUUCCAAUGCCACACCUCCUGAUUGAAUCUGUCACGUCCCAAAUCGUGACGAGUCAAUCCACGUUCACGUUUCAGUCGUUUCUCGACGACGACCUGUGUGGCGAUUCCAGCGUGAUCACAUCCUGGAUUGAAGAGUGUUCUCUUUCCAUGCAUUCGAUUGAAUCGAGUGAUCGUAUCCUCGACAGUCGUUGCCAACGCGUGUCCGACAUGAAGAGUUCCUGUCACAUUUGGAGGUGGGAUACAGAUGACGAACGACUCCGGAUUGGCGCCUGGAUGCAACUUAUCAAUGUAUUCUGGCUUGAAGUAUCCUUCUUUCUCCCACCACGAAUACCACGCGGAUUCUACGUAGCUUGGCGAGUAUGCGGAUGGAAUAUCGGAGGAGAUGUCCUUCUUGAGUCCCGGAGCAGUGUUAUCCACAGGAACUGCAGUGGCGGCUGGGUCCUUUUUGGCUUUGGCCUGGAAAUACCGAAAAUUUCAAAGAAUCGCUCGAAAGUUACAGCUUUUUUAUCAAAAUCCCUGAGAUUUUCGAGUUUUCUACCAGAGAAAAUUUAA